Molecule: messenger RNA, 1111 nt
Organism: Ilex paraguariensis (yerba mate)
Lineage: Eukaryota; Viridiplantae; Streptophyta; Magnoliopsida; Aquifoliales; Aquifoliaceae
Source: the annotation of a GenBank genome assembly
UCAGCCAAACAAGAUAACAUGAACACAUUCUCACUCCUAACCACCAAGAACGUCCUACCACUCCCCCCAACACUCCCACUCCUCCAAUCAUCAACCACAAAGCAAUGGUGUAGAUGCUAACCAUCAGCGAGCUCAAUCACCAUAACCGCCGGCCAGAGCCGAGUGGGGACGAGUCAACAACACCAAGAGUCCUAGCCAUCCUGUCCCACGUGCUGGAGAAGCUGGUGGCCCGUAACGAUCAACUGGUGGUUGGCUUGACGGGCCACCACCCGGAUGGACUGAGCUCGGGCAAAGCUCAGCUAGGGAAGAGCUUGAAAGCCUUUCAUGGCGUUCGAGCACCCAGUAUUAGCAUUCCAAAGUACUUGGAGAGAAUAUACAAGUACACGAGCUGUAGCCCGUCGUGUUUGGUGGUGGGGUACGUGUAUAUAGACAGGUUGGUGCAUAGACAUCCUGACUCGCUUGUGGUGUCGCUCAAUGUUCAUAGGUUGCUCGUCACUAGCGUCAUGGUUGCCUGUAAGAUGCUGGAUGAUGUGCACUACAACAAUGCCUGCUAUGCCCGUGUUGGGGGAGUGACCAAUGCUGAACUGAACAGGCUAGAACUGGAGUUGCUCUUCAGGUUAGAUUUUGAAGUUACUGUCAGCUCUCGAGUUUUCGAAACCUACUGUCUACUCUUGGAGAAAGAAAUGACGUGCAACGACGCAGACCAAAAGGUUGAGAGGUCAAUUCUAGCGAAUUCUGUCGACGAGGUGACUGAAAUAUCAGUCGAAGACAUGCAAAGUUCUUCGCCGCCUCAAGCAAUGGACUGACCGGAGUUUUUCUCCAUCUAAUUCUUGUACCAGGUAGAGAUGUUAUUGUGGUGAAGUUGAUCCCAUUGAGCCAGAGGCUGUUCUUUUUUCUCUGUUUCAUGUCACCAUGUAGCAGAAUGUAGUCAAGCACUAGUACUGUCUUUCACAAAAUUGAGAAAAUAGAAAAGGAAAUUAAAAGAAAAUGAGUGGUAAGUGGAAGUUGAUAUACUUCUCUCGAGCCUAACAUGAUAUAAACUCGAUAGAUGAUCUUUUCUGUGUGUAGUGAAAUCAUACCUGAGGAUAAAGGAUUCAAUUUUUGUUUCAAC